CUGCGCCCCGGCCCCGCGCGGCACUCGCCUGGCGGCCUCGGCGGCGGCGACACGAGCGGCGGCGACCGGCCGGCGGAGGAAUGCGGAACCGGCGCACCGGCUGAGGCCGGCAUGGCGCAGGGGCGGAGGCGGGCGGCCCGCGCGGGGCCCUAGCGGCGGAGGCGACCUCCUGGCCCCGCCCGGCCCGGGGGGCGCGUCGCGGCGAUGGCCCAGGAGCGGCCGCGGGUGUGCGAGCUGCUGCGGCGGCCCGGGAACGCGCGCUGCGCCGACUGCGGCGCCCCGGAUCCCGACUGGGCCUCCUAUACCCUGGGCGUGUUCAUCUGCCUGAGCUGCUCCGCCAUUCACCGCAACAUCCCGCAGGUCAGCAAGGUCAAGUCCGUCCGCCUGGACGCCUGGGAGGAGGCCCAAGUGGAGUUCAUGGCCGCCCACGGGAACGACGCUGCCAGGGCCACAUACGAGUCCCAAGUGCCAUCUUUCUACUACCGGCCCACGCCCUCCGACUGCCACCUCCUGCGCGAGCAGUGGAUCCGGGCCAAGUACGAGCGGCAGGAGUUCACGGACCCCGAGAAGCAGGAGCCCUACUCGGCAGGAUACCGAGAGGGUUUCCUCUGGAAGCGCGGCCGGGACAACGGGCAGUUUCUCAGCCGGAAGUUUGUGCUGACGGAGCGUGAGGGGGCCCUGAAGUAUUUCAACAGACAUGAUGCCAAGGAGCCCAAGGCCAUCAUGAAGAUUGAGCACCUGAACGCCACCUUCCAGCCGGCCAAGAUCGGACACCCGCACGGCCUGCAGGUCACCUACCUGAAGGACAACAGCACCCGCAACAUCUUCAUCUACCACGAGGACGGGAAGGAGAUGGCCGACUGGUUCAACGCGCUCCGGGCCGCCCGCUUCCACUACCUGCAGGUGGCCUUCCCGGGGGCCAGCGACGCUGACCUGGUGCCGAAGCUGACCAGGAACUACCUGAAGGAGGGCUACAUGGAGAAAACCGGCCCCAAGACGGAAGGCUUCCGGAGGCGCUGGUUCACCAUGGACGACCGGAGGCUCAUGUACUUCAAGGACCCCCUGGACGCCUUCGCCCGGGGGGAAGUCUUCAUCGGCAGCCGGGAGAGCGGCUACACGGUGCUGGACGGGCUCCCGCCGUCCGCCCAGGGCCACCACUGGCCCCACGGCAUCACCAUCGUCACGCCGGAGCGCAGGUUCCUGCUGGCCUGCGAGUCCGAGCCGGAGCGGCGGGCGUGGGUGGAGGCCUUCCGGAAGGUGGUGGACAGGCCCAUGCUGCCCCAGGAGUACGCAGUGGAAGCUCACUUCAAACACAAGCCCUGAGGGCUGGUCCCGGCCGAGGACUGGACUCACCUGGAGGACUGGACUCACCUGGCCUGGCCGUGGGCCGCGGACCGAGGGAGCCGCCACCAGCCCGGGGCGGCCCAGGCUCCGUCGCGGGGGCCGUCUGGGCUCCGCAGGGCCCUGAGCCGUCACCGCCAGGACCUGCUUCUCCAAAACCUCAUCGUGGGCCCACCUGUCUGACCUCCGACCCCAUCAUGCUGCUGUCCCUCCCUCCCUCCCCGGCCCACUGACCACCCUUCCUCCCCUGCCACCCACCCGCCUGAGGACCCACCCCGACCACGGAGGCUGGACUGUGGGGCAGCGGGUGGCCUGCAGGCCCCCUGCACUGCCCACCUCCUCACCCCACCCCUCCCUUCCCCUCCCCUCCCCUCCCCCCACCCUCUCAACAAGUAUUUAUUGAGCCUCUGGUGUGUGUUAGUGGUGGGGUCCGGGGACUGGAGGGGGGACACAGACCUGGCCCUCAAGCCAUGGGUCCUGGGGUCAGAGGCCCCAUCUAGUGCCCAGCCCAGGCUGCCUGCACCGAGCCCCCUGGGGCACCUCCCAGGCCCAGUUCAGGACUCAGCGCUGCCCAGUGACCCCCAGUCCCAGGCCUGACCUUGCUGUCUGACCCCUUGGAGGAAGGAGGCCUGAGCUCAGCUCACCCCCAUACCCAGAGAGCUGCUGGC
Molecule: messenger RNA, 2009 nt
Organism: Myotis daubentonii (Daubenton's bat)
Lineage: Eukaryota; Metazoa; Chordata; Mammalia; Chiroptera; Vespertilionidae
Gene: ADAP1
Product: ArfGAP with dual PH domains 1
Biological process (GO): positive regulation of GTPase activity
Cellular component (GO): cytoplasm; plasma membrane; intracellular membrane-bounded organelle
Molecular function (GO): phosphatidylinositol-3,4,5-trisphosphate binding; GTPase activator activity; phosphatidylinositol bisphosphate binding
Source: RefSeq, a predicted model, not a curated record